Eruca vesicaria subsp. sativa (arugula) is the source of this 1354-nucleotide messenger RNA. The record is from the annotation of a GenBank genome assembly. Lineage: Eukaryota; Viridiplantae; Streptophyta; Magnoliopsida; Brassicales; Brassicaceae.
AUGAAUUGCCUUCAGAAUCUUACGAGAUCUUCAGUUUCACCUUUGUUAAGCUCUGGAGGCAAUCACAGAGAUCCUUCUUCGUCUUCUUUGAAAAUGCUGCUACCUAUCAAAGCCAAUGAUCCUAAAUGUCGACUUGUUCUACAGGCGGUAUCAGAUUCGAAAUCCAGCGCAGAGAUGAGUGGUGUUUCCAAGGAGGAGGAAGAAAAAUCUGAUGAAUAUAGCCAAGACAUGACUCAAGCUAUGGGUGCUGUAUUAACUUACAGGCACGAGUUAGGAAUGAACUACAGCUUCAUUCGUCCUGAUUUAAUUGUUGGAUCUUGCUUACAGACUCCUGAAGAUGUUGACAAGCUCCGUAAAAUUGGGGUUAAAACCAUAUUUUGCUUGCAACAAGAUCCAGACUUGGAAUACUUUGGAGUGGAUAUAAGCAGCAUUCAAGCAUAUGCUAAGACAUUUACUGAUAUCGAGCAUAUUCGCUGCGAAAUAAGAGACUUUGAUGCAUUUGAUUUGAGAAUGCGUCUUCCUGCUGUGCUUAGUACACUGUACAAGGCUGUUAAGCGAAAUGGAGGAGUUACAUAUAUUCACUGCACUGCUGGAAUGGGAAGGGCUCCUGCUGUUGCGUUGACGUACAUGUUCUGGGUGCAAGGCUAUAAACUUAUGGACGCUCAUAAAAUACUUAUGAGCAAACGAACGUGCUUUCCGAAGCUGGAUGCUAUCAGAAAUGCAACAAUUGAUAUUCUUACAGGACUCAAGAAGAAGAUUGUCACUCUGACAUUGAAAGACAAGGGUUUCUCCACAGUAGAAAUUUCUGGCCUUGACAUCGGAUGGGGACAGAGGAUACCUCUGACACUUGAUAAAGGAACAGGAUUCUGGAGCCUGAAGAGAGAAUUGCCUGAAGGACAAUUUGAAUAUAAAUAUAUCAUAGAUGGUGAAUGGACACACAAUGAGCAGGAGCCGUUUACAGGACCUAACAAAGAUGGUCAUACCAAUAACUACGCAAAAGUAGUGUAUGAUCCAACGAGCGUAGAUGGUGCAACUCGGGAGAGGUUAACGAGGGAAGACCCUGAGCUUUUGGAGGAGGAACGCCUGAAACUAAUCCAGUUCUUGGAGACUUCUUCUGAGUCAGAAGUUUGAGAACAUCCUUGUAACUCUUGUGAAUCUACUACUUACUAGUAAACAAAUAAAAUGCUUUAUGUUGCUCAUACAUAAAGUUAUGUUUAUAGCCAAAAUACAAAAUGAAGUUAGUUGUACCAUGGUCAAGUAUAAUAUACUAUUACAUAAGACUUUAAUCUUUGUUCUUUUUAACUAUAUUCUUACACCAUGUUGGGUAGGUCCUUUUCAGAAAUAUAUUUGUUAA